This is a messenger RNA of Caenorhabditis bovis, 930 nucleotides long. NCBI's taxonomy places the organism in Eukaryota, Metazoa, Nematoda, Chromadorea, Rhabditida, Rhabditidae. The record is from the annotation of a GenBank genome assembly.
AUGAAGAAGGGCGGUUUGAGCGAUUUCGCCGAUUUUCGCGAUGAGGACCUCAAUUGCACACAGGGAAUCCAAUGGAUCAAGGACGUUUUCACUGAUUGCGUUGAUACAGAUCUCAAAUUGAUCGGAUUUGUUAUCGGGUUGAUCUCGCUGGCCCUCUGGCUGAUUCCAUUGUUUCCCCAAUUAUGGCAAAACUAUAAAACGAAGAAGUGCGAUGGAAUCUCGUUGGCCUUCCUCUUCUUCUGGCUUGUCGGUGAUACGUGCAAUAUGCUUGGAGCAAUGUUGACCAAUCAGCAGCCAAUUCAGAAGAUUAUUGGAGUUUAUUACAUCAUUCAGGACCUCGUCCUUUGGAUGCAAUAUGGCUAUUACACGAAAAUAUAUCCAAAGAAGCAUUCCAGUCAUCGAAGCGGCACAAUUGUCGUUCCAUGUUUGGCGAUCGCCUCGUUCGGCUCGUUUUGUCUGUUCGACUCGCUGAUUCAAGACGAUGUUGGAUUGAGGCCGAAGCGAUCGAUCGUCUUCGGCUAUAAUGCGAAUAUGCCUUUCGAGAACUCAUGGCAAAAGUUUCCGAUAUUCGAGAGCUACAGCGAUAUGCUCGGCUACAUCAUCGGCUCCGUCGCGGCUCUCUGCUAUUUUGGAGGCAGAAUCCCGCAAAUCAUCAAGAACUACCAAAGAAGAAGUUGUGAGGGAUUGUCGCUCACCAUGUUCUACAUAAUAGUCGCCGCCAAUUUCACCUACGGUAUUUCCGUGCUUUUGGCAACCACGGGAUGGAUCUAUCUGCUUAGGCAUUUGCCUUGGCUUGCCGGCAGUUUGGGAUGUUGUGUGUUCGACGCCAUCAUGAUUUCGCAGUACUACUAUUAUCGGUCGAAAUCGCCGCCGGCUGAUGAGGUUGAACGAGCCGGUCUCCUUCAAACCGCCGAGAACGAUUCGGAAUAG